Meriones unguiculatus (Mongolian gerbil) is the source of this 1229-nucleotide messenger RNA. RefSeq names its product T-cell immunoglobulin and mucin domain-containing protein 4-like. Bases 41 to 1126 code for a protein of 361 amino acids. The record is from RefSeq and is a predicted model, not a curated record. The transcript is spliced from 8 exons. NCBI's taxonomy places the organism in Eukaryota, Metazoa, Chordata, Mammalia, Rodentia, Muridae.
UAAGGCAUGGGUUUUGACAGACACAAAGACUCCUGUCACAAUGUCCAAGGGGCUUCUCCUUCUCUGGCUGAUGAUGGGGAUCUGGUGGAUGUCUCUGACACCAGCUGCCUCAGAGGAUACAGUAAGAGGGGUUUUGGGCCAGUCGGUGACUUUGCCUUGUAAGUACCCCUCCUGGUCCAUGAGCCGCAACAGCAUGUGCUGGGGCAAAGGCGCGUGUCCUAAUUCCAAGUGCAAAGAGCAGCUUCUCCACACGGACGGAACAAAAGUCAUCACCCAGAAGUCCGUGAAAUACGCACUUCAGGGGAGUAUCUGGUUGGGCGAUGUGUCCCUGACCAUCUCAAACACGAAUCAAGGUGACAGUGGCAUGUACUGCUGCCGUAUAGAAGUGCCUGGCUGGUUCAAUGAUGUCAAGAAGACGGUGCGCCUGGAGCUGAGGAGAGCCACAACAACCACAAGACCAACAACAACCACAAGACCAACAACAACCUCUCAGCCAACCACCACCCCUUACGUGACCACUACAGAGCUGCUUCCAACAACAGUCAUGACCACACCUGAGCCCACAGUCUCAACACUGCCCCAGACACUGGCCACCACUGUCCUCACUACAGCAGCAACCACGUGCCCCUCAACAACGCCCGGAUCCUCCUCACAGCAAACCACACCUUUUUCAGCAAUUGAGGUGGUCACAGAAAGGUCUUCCAUCACUGCAGAAUCAGAAACACUUUCUGCAUCCAAACACUCUCAAAGAAGCACGGUGACCACCUCUGCAGACAGAGACUUACUCAGAUCCACAGAUCCAAAGCCUGGAUUCCACCAGCAACUUCACAGAAAACGGAUGAGUUUGAAACUCACCUCACCACUGAGGUCUGGGAGGUCUCUCUGGCCAGUGUCAUCCACCCAAAGAACAUCAGACCCCAAAUUGACCAACAUCUUGAUCAUUGCUUGCUGCGCGGGGUUUGUGGUGAUGGUGUCAUCAUUUCUGGUGCUUCUCCUUCAAGGAAGAGUCAAGGGAGCCAAUUGUUUGCAGAGACACAAGAGGCCAGACAACUCUGAAGAUAGUAAGAGCGUCCUCGAUGACAUGUCACAUGGGAGGGACGAUGAGGAUGGGAUCUUCACUCUCUAACUUGCCACCUUUCUUAGGAUUAAGCAUGGGGAAUGGCACUUGAAUUGUCAAAAUAUGUCUCGGGACAUUGUAUUCUCUUUUAAAGUCUCACAUUUUUCCCUCA